Aureobasidium melanogenum CBS 110374 is the source of this 2064-nucleotide messenger RNA. RefSeq lists its product as uncharacterized. The record is from RefSeq and is a predicted model, not a curated record. The transcript has 6 exons. Bases 1 to 2064 code for a protein of 687 amino acids. NCBI's taxonomy places the organism in Eukaryota, Fungi, Ascomycota, Dothideomycetes, Dothideales, Saccotheciaceae. Gene Ontology annotation, cellular component: nucleus; mitochondrial outer membrane; cytosol.
AUGAAGAAGUGGCUGGGAGCUGCAAAGCAGAGCGCCUCGAGCUCGACACACUCGCUGAGUGCUCUCGAAGAGCCUCAGGCACUCGAGAGUGCUAUGGCUGCUGUGUCGUACAUACUUAAUGAUGAUGUCGAGACAGCAGAAGCAGAAUUGUCAAAGGGCAACUCGCCUUUCCACAAGUUGGGCCAAGGUCUAUCUUCUUUCUUGCGAGCUGCUCUCGGCUUUGAGCAGGAUUUCAUGCGAGAGGCCUCUGAACGUCUGUCACAAGCCGAGUCGGCUGCUUACGACCAUCAACGCCACGCCGACAAGAAUGCCUACCACUCCAAAAUCUACCCGCCGGGAAGCGAAUACGCACUUUGCCUUUCCGAAGCUCAGCUUAUGAGUGCCGUUGUUGCCGUCUUAACCGAGAGUCUCUCCGAGAGUAUCAAGGGUUUCUACAAGAUGAGGAAAGCUUAUGUCGCUCUGCAAGAGAUAGCAGAUGCCGAAAAGAGAUACUUGAAAGGGAGGAGCUCUGCUUCUGUUGGCAGUACAAGCACGAGGUCGACUGUCAACUCGGCUCCUUCACUUGCCUCGGAAGGUCCUUCAAUCUCUGGUCAGACUCUGGUCGCUCCAGAUGAGGAUGUUGAUGAUGACUUUGUCGACGCCGAUGAGAGUAUUGCUGCUCCUGCCACUCCCACAACCUACCAGGGCCACCUGGAGUGUAAGGAGCUGGAAUCCAAACUCGAGAAUUUGUCUAUUCGACCUGGCUCGUCAUCCACACAGACUCCUGUAGCACCCGUCGUGGAAGAAGACGACUUUAGUGAUUUCACCAAUCAUCCUGUCGACCUCUUUGUGCAUUCUGGCACGAGUCUCUGUUUUGGUUUGAUGCAGUUAAUGCUCUCUCUGAUUCCCCCAGCCUUUUCCAAACUCUUGUAUAUUAUUGGAUUCAAAGGUGAUCGCGAGCUUGGCAUCCAGAUGUUGUGGCGGGCUACCCAAUACUCGAACAUCAACGGCGCUAUGGCGGGCCUGGUAACACUAGGAUUUUACAAUCUCACCGUUGGAUUCUGCGACAUUGUCACCUCGGAUGCUUAUCCCAAAGAACGCCUGACGACUCUGCUGGUCCAGAUGCGCAAACGCUAUCCUCAAUCUCGCCUCUGGAGACUCGAGGAAGCAAGAAUGUUGGCUGCUAACAAACAGCUGGAAGAUGCCGUUACUAUGUGCGGCACUCAUGAAAAGAGUCCACUCAAACAAGUCGAGGCAUUGCAGUGGUUUGAGAAGAGUCUGAACUGCAUGUAUCUGCACAAAUACGAAGAAUGUGCCACUUCUUUCUUGACGUGUGUUGAACUCAACAACUGGUCUCACGGCUUGUACUACUAUAUUGCUGGUGUGUGUUAUGUCGAACUCCACCGCGAAGCCAAGUCAGUCGAUGCAGGCCGAGCACAGAAAUAUGCGUCUCGCGCAACAGAACUGCUACGAAAAGUGCCAAUUCACGCAGGCAAAAAACGCUUCAUGGCACGUCAAUUGCCCUUUGAUGCCUUUGUGACCCGCAAGAUCACAAAGUGGGAGGAACGAUCCAAGGCUCGCGGUGUUUCUUUCGUCGACGCUGUGGGCAUUGCUCCCGUAGAAGAGAUCAUCUACUUCUGGGCCGGGUUCAAGAGGAUGAGAAAAGAACACCUCGUCCACAGUCUCGAGCGUCUGGCAUGGAGUGAGCAGAACGGCUGUCACGACAAUGCAGUUGACGAAUUAGCCACAUUAUCACUUCUCCGAGCUACAGUAACUCGAUGGCUCGGCGAUACGAAAACUGCCCGUCAAAUCUUGGAGACGCAGGUCCUGAACCACGAGUGGAGCGAGUUCAAGGGCGGAAACAAAGAUAACUGGUCACUGCCAGUAGCGCAUUACGAAAUGUCCGUGAUCGAAUGGAUAGAGGCAGGUGGUGAGAGAGGAAGCAAACCGCAAUUGGAAAGUUGCUCGAGAUGGGUGGAGAAGGCCGCGAAGUGGGAGGCUUAUGACUUGGAUGCUAGAGUCGGUCUCAAGGUGACCACUGCACGGGAGACGUUAAAGAAAUGUGGCAUCACACCUUCUGCUUGA